AUGUGGUUGUUCAAUCCUCUCAAUGACCAAAAUCAAGAAUGUGGAAAGAUCUUGCUAUGUCCCGGCCAAGAGUACACGAUCAGUCGAAAAGUGGGGGACAUUGUAAUACAAAGCGACCAUUCUAUCAGCAGGAACCAUGCAGUGCUCAAGGUGGAUACAGCGACGAAGCGAUCUGUGUACAACAAAAAGUUCAAACCAUCCAUCCUGCUUGAAGACAUCAAAGCAAAAUACGGCACGUAUGUCAAUGGAAAGAAGCUCGAGACCGCCUUGUAUCUCUAUGAUGGCGACGUCGUCCGAUUUGGUGCUCUCAAAAGCUAUUUCAGAUUGAGAUGGGUACCUGUUGUUGUUUGUGUUUCGUCAAUGGGCUCUGAAGAUAAGACCAAAGUUGCAGAAAGCGCAGCAUCACUAGGCAUCCAAUUGAAGAAAGAAUGGGAUGGUGAUUGCACACAUUUGUAUAUGAAGGAGGUUGACGACACGCUCAAUUUCAUGCUUUGUUUGGUUCACGGGAAGCCUAUUAUAUCACUUGCAUGGUUCGACGCAUUGUUGGAGAUGGGGAAAACGAUCGAAUUUACUUGGCCGCCAACCGAGGAAUAUUUGCCACCCAUUCGAAAGGCGUGCAAGAAUGUCAAACCAGAACAGUGUUUACCCAACAAUAGUCGUGCUUCUUUGUUUGAAGGCUUGGAAUUUUGGUUCUUUGAUGAGAACAAUUACAAUCGAUAUCACGCAGCAAUUCAAGCAGCAGAAGGAGACGCCAAGUAUUGCUCCAUGAAUCGCACUUAUACCAUCGAUGCAGUCACCGAAGAAAAGCGUAUCAUAGUGGCACCACCAAACGAUCGACAUGCUGUAUUUCGCGAGAUCAAGGCAAAGCUUAAGGAUAGGCAUCGACGUUAUAUUGAGAGCGAUGAAAUCAUUACGGCUAUCAUUGAAUGUUCUACCGAAAGGGCGUGUAACCCUCGAUUAUCACGACACAAUGAGCAAAAGGAUGAGCAGGAUGACUUGUUCGACCUUGAUGAAGAUGAUCCAUUACCGCACAGAUCACCACCUCAUGCAAGGGACGUGACACAAGCUUCAACAACGACGUCAAAUGCACUUGAUGAUAUGUUUGAUGAUAUUCUUGGUGAUGAUAACGACGACCCACUUCCUCCACCAUCACAGCUGAAAAAGAAUACAACAUCUCAACCUGCUCGCACAAUGGAACCUUCUCAAUCAUCAACGACUGUUACUCAUCCUUCAACCACUACGACUACUACUACUGCUGCUGCUGCUGCUGGAUCACCACCUUUAGCUCACAAUGAGACAGCCACCUCAACCACCUCAGCUGCUGCUUCAACACCACCACAAACCUUAUCUCGCAAUGAAGCAAACCAGCAACCAAGGGACACAUCCACCGCUGCCGAGAAUAGCCGCCGGAGAAACGUAACACGCAAAGCCAAGAUUAUCACACCCACGUGCCAAUUGGUUGUGUCACGAUCAUCACCACAACAACAAGGAACGCAACGAGCCAUUGAUGAAACACCAGCAAAUGGAAUCCCCAUCAAUACAAAGCGAUUCCGAAAGGAAACGGAUGUUGGAGGCACACAAUUGAUGGAAAGACUGGUGCAUAUGAGGACAGGAGGUGGUGGUGGUAUCAAUUAUUCACGAUUUGAUGAUGAGGUCCAUCAAGGUGGUGGUGAAGGAGGAGAUCCAUUUUCAGAUAUUCGUAUCCGAGUAAAUCGUGUCAGCACCAGCUCUCGUCGAGGACGACGUUAA
This is a messenger RNA of Lichtheimia ornata, 1749 nucleotides long. RefSeq lists its product as uncharacterized. Gene Ontology annotation, molecular function: damaged DNA binding; protein binding. Bases 1 to 1749 code for a protein of 582 amino acids. Gene Ontology annotation, biological process: double-strand break repair via homologous recombination; mitotic G2 DNA damage checkpoint signaling. Gene Ontology annotation, cellular component: Mre11 complex. Lineage: Eukaryota; Fungi; Mucoromycota; Mucoromycetes; Mucorales; Lichtheimiaceae. The transcript has 10 exons. The record is from RefSeq and is a predicted model, not a curated record.